This is a messenger RNA of Cryphonectria parasitica EP155, 1050 nucleotides long. RefSeq lists its product as uncharacterized. Gene Ontology annotation, cellular component: membrane. Lineage: Eukaryota; Fungi; Ascomycota; Sordariomycetes; Diaporthales; Cryphonectriaceae. The transcript has a single exon. The record is from RefSeq and is a predicted model, not a curated record. Bases 1 to 861 code for a protein of 286 amino acids.
AUGCCCGCCGGCAAGACCUCAUCCCCGCCACCUUCCAGGCCCAGGACCAUAGAAAUCGUCACGCGCGGCGUCAAGAAGCCAAGCCCCAUAGCCACAACAACCCUGAUCGGCCUGCGCGCCCUCGACCCUUUUCUCCAGUACCAGAUCCUCGCCCAUGGCCUCGGCGCGGGCAUCCUGGCCAGGCUGGGGCUCUCGACCAUCCCGCUGAGCGCUACAAUCAUCACUGGUACGGGUAUCAGGCUCAUUGACCGGCUUGGCCUGCCUCUCGAACGCCUCAUCCUCCUAGGGAUGGCCGUCGGAUCAGCAGCUGAGCAGAUCAUGUGGGCGACCUAUCUGUCGCAGGAGCAGCUGCCCAUGGAAUCUGCAUUUCUCGUCUCGGCCUGCAAUACCUUUUGCAACAGCAUCAACUCCCUCCUGCUCAUCGCGUCUGCAACCUCUGCAGCGCUGUCGACUUGGCCGUUCACCAUAUCCCUGGUUGGUGGGAGGCGCCGCACGAGGAUCUCACUCCCUGUCGCUGCCGGCGCGCUGCUAUACGUAGCUGGCAUGGCUCUGGAGAAGGUCGCAGAGUUCCAGCGCAAACAAUUCAAAGACAGAGCCGAGAAUAAGGGUAGGCUAUGCCGCGAGGGCCUAUGGGCCUGGGCAAGACAUAUCAACUACGGCGGGCACACGCUGUGGAGGGCAGGCUAUGCGCUUGCUGCUGGUGGCUGGAUCGCGGGUGCGGCAGCUGCCUCGCUUCAGGCCUGGUUCUUUGCGCGGAACGGGAUGGUUUCCCUCGACUAUUAUAUGUCGCGGAGGUAUAAAGACCAGUGGGGUCGAUACAAGGAGGAUGUGCCGUGGAGGCUUCUCCCUGGCGUGUUCUGAUCACAAAAAGAAGAGAAUAGAACCAAGGCUGCGUGCGGUGUAGGGAAGAAAAUGUCUGGCCUGGAAUAUCCACGAAAUUGCAUUAUUGGCCUGCUGCAGCAGACGUGAGGCAGAAGGAUAAAUAUAGCCACCGCGUAUCUGAAGUGUUGCGCUGUAAGAGAGUCACAAUAUAAAAAAAGAAGAAGAACU